Molecule: messenger RNA, 2127 nt
Organism: Oxyura jamaicensis (ruddy duck)
Lineage: Eukaryota; Metazoa; Chordata; Aves; Anseriformes; Anatidae
Gene: CH25H
Product: cholesterol 25-hydroxylase
Exons: 2
Coding region: 853-1677 (274 amino acids)
Biological process (GO): sterol biosynthetic process; cholesterol metabolic process
Molecular function (GO): C-4 methylsterol oxidase activity; steroid hydroxylase activity; iron ion binding
Source: RefSeq, a predicted model, not a curated record
GGGAGAAAGAAAUUUUGCCCCUGCUGUUGAGAGAUUAGUUUCAGCCUGUUGACCCUGGUUUUCCCCCAUCUUAACUUUUAUUUAUUCUCCUAACCACUUGUUAGUGUUUUGCUGUUUACCUUGCGCAGCCUGGGGUAGGUGCUUGUGUCCUGUGCUCAUGUGGAAUCUAUUUGCGACCCUUUGCGGGGCCUCAUUCCAAACUAUGUGCCCUUCAACCUAAACUCCAGAGCAGCAGUCUUGAUUUUUUAAGAGACCCAUUUAGAGUCCUGUAACACAUGGGGGAGUUUGGCAGCAUUGUUAGCUGAGUGAAAAAAGCUGGGGUUGUAUUCCUGAAUUAAAUACGGAAAGGAUUUGCAUGCACUUUGUCUUUUCUUCACCUUGCGCUGACAAGGAAACCUAAGUUUGAGGAGUGAAAACGUGAAAUAAAUGCUUUUUGGUGGCAAAGGCAAGGAGCUUGAAGCCGGUUUCUGGAGAAUUAGGAUUUGCCAUCUCUGAUGCAUGACGAUCCGCUUUCCGGAGCCUGAAUCAAUACCCAGCAGGGCAAAACUUGUCAGUGGAGUUCAUCCUCCCCAGCACCAGCAGAUGGGGUGCAGCGCUGAUGGCUUUGGCCGCCUUGGAGCUGCAGGCAGUCACCGAGCCUUUUGUGAAGUUUCAGUGAUUACUCCGGCUGGCUAAUUCUGUUCUGAGAUUGUAAUGCAUUACACCGCUUCUGUACAACAGGAAAGGGAACUUCCUCUUUAAAGCUACGCAUUACCAAGCUAAGUAAGGAGAAUUUCUGUCUGGGCGGAGUUUUCCUCUGAGCAGCCUAGAUAAAGGCUUGCAGGAUUUAGAGAGCCUCAGAGAGCAAUCAGCAUGAACUGCACCGUGCCGGACGGAGUGCUGCACUGCUAUGCAAUGGACAGACAGCAGGGCAGGCUGUGCCUUCAGUUUCUUUGGGACUUUGUCACAGCAAAAGAGCCAUUGAUCAAUUCACCGUUUUUUCCAGUGCUGUUUUCUUUUACAGCAUACAUGGCUUUCUGUCUUCCAUAUAUUGCACUGGACUUUUUCAGCACUAGACUGCCAAACUUGAGAAAAUACAAAAUACAGCCACAGAACUAUCCAACUCUUGGAAUGAUGGUGCCUUGCAUUAUUCAGAGUGCGUAUCACCACGUGGUUUGGAUUUUCCCAGUGACAUUUCUCCACUGGUACUGGAAACCAGUGAAUCUACCAGUGAUAGCUCCAGAGCUGCCCGAGGUCCUGCUGCAAGUAGUAAUUUGCCUGCUUCUGUUUGAUUUUGAGUAUUUCCUGUGGCAUUUGCUUCAUCACAGAGUGCCGUGGCUCUACAAGACCUUCCACAAGGUGCAUCACAAGCAUGUAUCAACAUUUGCUCUUACUACACAGUACUCCAGUGUAUGGGAACUGUUGUCACUGGGAUUCUUUGCUGCCAUCAAUCCAUUGCUCCUCGGAUGUCAUCCUUUGACAGAAAUGAUUUUCUUCCUUGUAAACAUCUGGCUGUCAGUGGAGGACCAUUCAGGAUAUGACCUUCCAUGGUCAACUCACCGACUUGUGCCAUUUGGUUGGUAUGGAGGAGCACCGCAUCACGAUCUCCAUCAUCUGAAAUUCAAGUCAAACUAUGCUCCUUACUUCACCCACUGGGACAGACUCUUCGGGACAUUCACAGAGUCACAUUCUAGUUAAGAAUAUUUGCAUGUGGAUGAACUCUUUUUUUUUUUUUUUGAUAAACUAAACAGGGACAUUAUUUUUUCAAAGACAUAUGGAAGAUUGUAUAUUUGAAGCUACUUAUAAAGUCCAUAGCUAUUUAUAAGAAAUCCCUUUAAUAUAUAUGUAUUUCUAUGCAUACUUGGAACUUCCUAUGUUAUAUGACUGUAAAGCCAUAGUAAAUAUGUUACUUAAAUUUGUUUGAGUCAUAGGUGUAAGGGAAGCAUUAAGAGAUAUACGUUCUCUCUUCUUUCCUUCUUUUCAGCUUUCAUAAAGCAUGUAUUGUAUAUUAUGUAUGAUGUUUUAUACAUACACCAGAAAAAAUUAUCUUACUACUGUAAGAUGUAAACAGAGAAGGUACAGAGCAUGGAUUUUGUGGAGUUUAACCUGCCAGAGCAUUUUAUUGUACACUGAUAUUGUAAAAAAAAA